Messenger RNA from Rattus rattus (black rat), 4833 nucleotides. It is a transcript of the gene Phtf2, whose product is annotated as putative homeodomain transcription factor 2. Bases 158 to 2401 code for a protein of 747 amino acids. The record is from RefSeq and is a predicted model, not a curated record. Lineage: Eukaryota; Metazoa; Chordata; Mammalia; Rodentia; Muridae. Gene Ontology annotation, cellular component: endoplasmic reticulum. The transcript has 18 exons.
GGUGGAGGCAGAGCGCCGCCGGUGGCGGGGCUGUAGCUCUUCGGGCUCCAGCGGCGGCGCUAGCCUUCGAGACUCUGCGCGUCUCCUAGCCGCUUCCCAGCGGCGCGGCGCCGGCGGCUACGCGUAAAAUGACGAAUGAGUAAUUUCAAUGGAAUAAAUGGCGUCCAGAGUCACAGAUGCUAUAGUCUGGUAUCAGAAGAAGAUCGGAGCCUAUGAUCAACAAAUAUGGGAAAAGUCUGUUGAACAAAGAGAAAUCAAGGGCUUAAGGAAUAAACCAAAGAAAACAGCACAUGUGAAACCAGACCUCAUCGACGUUGAUCUUGUGAGAGGGUCUGCAUUUGCUAAGGCAAAGCCUGAAAGUCCUUGGACGGCUCUGACUAGAAAAGGGAUUGUUCGAGUUGUGUUUUUCCCCUUCUUCUUCCGGUGGUGGCUACAAGUGACAUCGAAGGUCAUCUUCUCCUGGCUUCUUGUUCUCUAUCUUCUUCAAGUUGCUGCAAUAGUGUUAUUCUGUUCCGCCCCUAGCCCACAUAGCAUACCUCUAACUGAAGUGAUUGGGCCAGUAUGGCUGAUGCUGCUGCUGGGAACUGUGCAUUGCCAGAUCGUGUCAACGAGAACACCCAAACCUCCUCUAAGCACAGGCGGUAAAAGAAGAAGGAAAUUAAGGAAAGCAGCCCAUUUGGAGGUCCACAGGGAAGGAGACGGUUCUAGCACCACAGACAACACCCAGGAGGGAACGGUGCAGAGUCCCGGCGCAGGCGCCCCUUACAGUGUGGGCUCGGUCUUCAGAGAUCUCUGGCACGCGGCCUUCCUCUUAUCAGGGUCAAAGAAGACAAAGAAUUCCAUUGAUAAGUCAACUGAGACUGACAAUGGCUAUGUGUCCCUGGAUGGGAAGAGGACUGUAAAAAGCAGCGAGGAUGGAGCACAGGACCAUGAGCCUCAGUGUGAAACCAUUCGGCCAGAAGACACCGCCUGGGCCACACGAACGCCGAGGAGUGUUCCUGCCAAAGAUGCCCAAAGAAAGAUAACAAAUGUCUCUGAUGAAGUAUCCAGUGAGGAGGGUCCUGAAACAGGAUACCCAUCGCGCUGUCAUGGGGACAGAACUUCUGAAAGCGGUCUUCGAAAUAGAAAGCCACACCAUUAUAAAAAGCAUUACGCAAAUGAGGAUGCCCCUAAAUCGGGUACUAGUUGCAGCUCUCGCUGUUCAAGUUCCAGACAGGAUUCUGAGAGCACAAGGCCAGAAUCUGAAACUGAAGAUGUAUUAUGGGAAGACUUGUUACAUUGUGCAGAAUGCCGCUCCUCCUGUACCAGUGAGACAGAUGUGGGAAAUCCUCAGAUAAAUCCAUGUGGGAAAAAAGAAUAUAGAGACGACCCUUUCCAUCAGACUCAUUUACCCUGGCUUCAUAGUUCCCACCCGGGAUUAGAAAAGAUCAGUGCUAUAGUGUGGGAAGGCAACGACUGUAAGAAAGCAGACAUGUCCGUACUUGAAAUCAGUGGGAUGAUCAUGAACAGAGUGAACAACCACGUACCGGGCAUAGGGUACCAGAUCUUUGGAAACGCUGUCUCCCUGAUCCUGGGCUUCACCCCAUUUGUUUUCCGACUGUCACAAGCCACAGACUUGGAGCAGCUCACAGCCCAUUCUGCCUCAGAACUUUAUGUGAUUGCAUUUGGCUCGAACGAAGAUUUCAUGGUUCUGUCUAUGGUCCUGAUAAGUUUUGUGGUUCGCGUGUCUCUUGUAUGGAUCUUCUUCUUUCUGCUGUGUGUAGCAGAGAGAACAUAUAAGCAACGAUUACUCUUUGCAAAACUCUUUGGACAUUUGACAUCUGCAAGGAGAGCUCGGAAAUCUGAGGUUCCUCAUUUCCGGUUGAAGAAAGUACAGAAUAUAAAAAUGUGGCUGUCUCUCCGUUCCUAUCUUAAGCGCCGAGGCCCUCAGCGAUCCGUGGAUGUCAUUGUCUCAUCCGCCUUCUUACUGACAAUCUCCGUCGUGUUCAUCUGCUGUGCUCAGCUGCUCCACGUGCAUGAGAUCUUCCUCGACUGUCACUACAACUGGGAGCUGGCGAUCUGGUGCAUCUCUCUGUCACUGUUUCUCCUGAGGUUUGUCACUCUCGGAUCAGAAACCAGCAAAAAAUACAGCAAUACCUCAAUAUUACUCACAGAGCAGAUAAACCUCUACUUGAAAAUGGAGAAGAAACCUAACAAGAAGGAGGAGCUGACCCUUGUGAACAAUGUUUUAAAGCUGGCUACUAAGCUACUAAAGGAGCUGGACAGUCCCUUCAGGUUGUACGGACUCACAAUGAACCCACUGCUAUACAACAUUACCCAGGUUGUCAUCCUGUCGGCUGUCUCUGGUGUCAUCAGUGACUUGCUUGGAUUUAAUUUAAAGCUGUGGAAGAUCAAAUCAUGACAGUUGAGAGAACUGGAGAUGUAGCCCAGUGGCCAGAACAUGAGUGCUGACGGAGCGGUCACUGAUCUGCUCCAGGAGUCUGCUGGGAACGAAGUGUUUACAUCAGACUGUAUUGUGCAAUUCUUAUAUUUAUUUUACGUGUUCACUGGUUUUGUUCUGUUUUGUUGUGUGUGUGUUUGUUUUCUUUCUUUUUUUCUUUUUAAACAUUUAGUCCGUUUUAAGCAUUGAAGUUCUUAAUUGUUGAAAGGGUGGCAAAACUGAUCCAGAUACCUGAGGUCCUGGUAAUUGUUAACAAGUAACUGACCAACAGAUUGUGAAAACAGAAGCCAUCACUAAGCACUAUUUCUUCAUCAAUGCCGUGAACUUGCCUUACUUGAGGAAAACGUCUUUAACUCUGAAAUAGUGCAUUGGUCUAAGCUAAACACAUUUUCUCUGGUAAACCAGGAUCCACUCAGGACCGCUCUUGAAGUAAUUUCAGAACAGUCCUGGGAUGCAGACUGAGUAAGCUGCAGUGGACGCGCCCUUCAGUAUUAAUAUAUAGUAUUAUGUAACAGGUCAACAAGUGCUCUUUCACGAUAAACUCUUAACGGAGCAAUAAUCGUAAAUGGUUACCAUACUGUAAAAUAUUUUGAUAAGAAUUAAUUAGUAAUAAGUGUAUUUAUUUAAACACUGGGCUGUUUGCACAGCUCCGACUGUGCAUGCUCAAAUGUGCACUUUUUAAAAUGGUUCCUUUGGGUGUAUGUCUCACGUGGAUAUGCUACAGUGUACCAGGGCAUAAUAUGGUAUCCUUUUGAGUGAGGUCCGUCCUCAUCUCACAAGUGAAGUGCCUACUGUUAUUACUAAAGUGCGUUACGUUUACUCUAGAAUUCCCCAUGGUACAUUCUAGCGUAUGCUGUUCCUACCACACUUAAAGCUUAAGAAUCAAGUUAAGAACCAACAGAAUAUUUAUCUGAUUGCUAGUUAUAAAAUUUCCAAAUUUUCCAAAAAGACAGCUUCAGCCUACCAGUUCUAGCCUCCAAAUUUAAUCUGGUGCACCCCUCCCCAGCUCCAUGACGUAAGGGCUAUUUUUAGACGCUUUUAACAUGGAAAGCUAGCUGCUCUCCCCUCCAGUAACUGGCCAAGUGUGCGGUGGGAGCUAUCAUGUUUCCCCUUGGUAAAUAGGGCAGAUAUGAUAGUCCCUACAUCUGGCCUUCAUCCUAAAUCGUUACAUUUGUACAAUCAGUAGUGUUUUAAGAAUUACAUGAAACAAAAUGUUUUUGUGAUUUUUUUUUGUUUUGUUUUGUUUAAGCCAAGCAUUUGGUUUCUAAAACAAAGAAAUUAUUUGAAACAAUCUAGGGUUUUCUUGGUGCAAAGUCAUACUGAAUAUAUUCAUAUUUUUAGCAUAUUUUAUGGUCUUUAAAAUAAUUAAUUGUAAAUAAUUUAUUUGAUUGGUGCAGUUCUAAUUCCCAAAUCACUUUUAAAAUCAGGAAUGUGUAGAGAGCAGAGCCAUGUGUUAAAUGUUUCUCUUCCCAUUCCUUUGAGCAGCCUCAGUUAAGCCUCAUUGUAGAGUGCUCUUUGUAUAGGAAACAGCAGACAGCGUUGUGUUCCGUUUGCCUGUGUUCUAAUACGUCCCAUAAUGACCAAAGUGCAUUCUGAGUGUUGUUCAAGGAAUGUAUUGCUGGAGCUUUAAGAACACACUUAGUUUCCCAUGUGAAGAAUUAGGCUUCGUCUCAUAUGUUUCUUCCUUCCUAUUGUCUAAUGUUGAGGUUGUUUUUAGGCACUAUAUUUUAUAAACUUUUUCAAAAUAAGGUACAUACCUAUACAGAACUUAACAUUUUGCACAGAGUAUAUCAAAUAUAUUUUGAGAAUAAAAAAGUACAGCAUGAGUUCUGUUAGGAAUAAAGUGAGAUUAUUGUAUCUUUAAAAAAAACUUAUUUCAAGUUGGAAGUAUUUUUGAGCCAAGUAGCUGAGAAUCCUGACUUAGGAACAUGCUUGCUUUAGGUCACAGUUGUGUUUGCUGUAGUUGGGGUCGAUUGUACAGUAUACCUGUCAGAACAUGAUGUAUCGGUCGUGCCGUUAGCAUGGGCAGCAGUAGAAUACUAAAAGCAAAGUGUGUUAAGCAGCUUCGUAAUGUUCCCAGAGCCAUUUCAGAGUAGUGAGCGACAGCCCUGCCUGUACAGACACCGUGGAUGUAAGAAGUUGAAAUGUAACCAAUCACAUCAUAGAGAAGAAGCAACCCGGAGGCACAAUCAUGGCGGAUGCUGUGUGCUGUUUCUUUGCUGCGUGUUUUUAAAAGUUUGAACAGCAAGUUUAAAAUAAAACAUUCUAAGGCUGACUUGUGUGUGUUAUUUUAAGUUACAUGUGUGGGUUGAUUUUUGUAUUUACUGUAAUAUAAACCCCAGUUACAACCUUUAGACAGGGGCGGUGAAAAUAAAGUUUUAAGUAUACCUCAA